Molecule: messenger RNA, 879 nt
Organism: Talaromyces atroroseus
Lineage: Eukaryota; Fungi; Ascomycota; Eurotiomycetes; Eurotiales; Trichocomaceae
Exons: 4
Coding region: 1-879 (292 amino acids)
Biological process (GO): transport
Molecular function (GO): transmembrane transporter activity
Source: RefSeq, a predicted model, not a curated record
AUGAAACGUUAUACAGCUGUCGCUAAUUUGAGAGGCAGUCACAAUUUUCGAAAUAUCACUGAGUGUGCUAAGUACAUAUGGCGUACAGAGGGAUUCCGUGGUUACACUGCUGGUUUUCUUCCACCCCUUAUGAGCGUCACAUUUGUACGAGUCAUCAGCUUCAGCACGUAUCAAAAUGUUAAAUACCGCAUCUCCGACGAGUAUGAGCGUAUCACCGGCGUUUCACCUCUAAUCUACUACAAUCAAACCGGAAGUAUUCCUAGUUUAGCGACAAUCACGACCUUCACAGUAGCGGGGAUGUGUGCAGGUCUCGCUGCGUCCCCAUUUGCAUGCCCUUUUGAACUCGCUAAGAAUGUCGUCCAGACCUCGGUCUUGAUGUCUUAUCGAUCUCAAGCCUCGCCAGAUGCUGUGCGAGAUCCGAAGGUCCGCUCUUUACCCCGUCUAGGCACUAUUCAGGCUUUUAGGAAAAUCAUCAAUCGCCAUGGUUUUCGCGGUUUAUACACGGGUUAUCAUCUCCAUGCUUUACGCGACACGAUAGGAACUGGGCUGUAUUUUGGGAUUUAUGAAACUGUCAAGCAGGUCAUUGCCAAAGAGAUGGGCAAGCCGGCACAAAGUCCAUUUGGCCCUCCGAUGGUUGCGGGUGCUCUAUGCGGGACAGUACCUUGGCUUGUGACUUACUCCCUCGAUACGCGAAAAACACGGGCGCAGAGUAUCCUGCUUGGCCGAACGAAGGAAAUUGGAGAAGCUUCAGUUGCCGUAGCGAGGUCCAGCAUGUACAAGGGCCUAUCGGUGUCUCUGAUGCGAACCAGUUUCCAGAACAUGAUUCUCUUCAGUCUUUUUGAGUAUACCAAGACGAAAAUCAACAACCUUGAGGCAUGA